AUGAGUUUCGCCGAAAUCUGUAAUAGCACUCAAAUCCCAAAAGCUUUACUUUGGGAUGUUAAUCAAGUUGCUUCUUGGAUUGAAGGCAUUGGAUAUUCUCAGUACAAGGAAUGUUUUACUGAAAAUCAGAUUGAUGGUCGCAGUCUAAUUAAUAUCCACUCUUCAACACUUCCUCAUUUAGGCGUGACUGAGUUUGCAGAUAUUAAGCUGCGUUUUAUUAGGAGAAUCAUCAGAGUUGUACUUAAUUCUAUGGCGUACAACUGUAUCAUCAUUAUUCUGUUGCUGUUUAUAACCAUACAAAUGGAUGUGAAAUCUUCACAAAUUGAUAUGGAUACGCUUAAAGAAAUAAUGAAACUUAAUAAAGAUCAAUUGGAAACGCUGGACAAGAGAGUACAAAAGACAAGACUUGAUAUUGAGAAGCUUAUAGGGGAAACAAAUUCAGAUUUGAAGAAUCACGGUGUGCAGUCUGAUGAAGUGAUCGAAUGCCGACGCAUGUUUUAUGCAAGCGAACAUGGAGCAAUAAUCUUCGAUGAUAUGAUAGAAAAAAUUCGUGUCAACAAAUUUAAAAGUCCCCUAGUUACCAACUAUAACUUCACUGAUUUGAUCAACUGUUUCGAAAAACAAAAGAAGCAUCAUCAAAUGGAGGCAGCUAAUCGCAAUGGUUCAGCGUGUUACAUCAAUCUACCACCACAACAUAUUGAAGUUUUCGAGAAUGUCAAUGACAAAUUGAAUACUUUACAUUAUGUGAAGUCCGAAUUCAGUAAAUUUUUAUUUCUCACCACAUUCGGAUGGAAAUUAAUUUACUAG
Schistosoma haematobium is the source of this 807-nucleotide messenger RNA. Its product is annotated as sterile alpha motif domain containing 15. Bases 1 to 807 code for a protein of 268 amino acids. NCBI's taxonomy places the organism in Eukaryota, Metazoa, Platyhelminthes, Trematoda, Strigeidida, Schistosomatidae. The record is from RefSeq and is a predicted model, not a curated record. Gene Ontology annotation, molecular function: protein binding. The transcript has 12 exons.